GAUAUUCUCUCCUAAAGUGUCACCAAAAUUUCUAUGCACCCAUUCUUCUCUGUUCUGUUCCUGUGUGGCUGAAGAAGAAAACUUUUCUUCCUCUCUCUUUCUCUCUGUUCAUUACUUCACGCAUAUAUUCCUUCAAAUUCAUUCAACUUUCUCUCAUCCAAUCCAAUCAACAACGCACCCUUCAUCUCUUCCCUUUCACUCAUUCUUUGAUCCCCUUUUUCUUCACGCCAACUCUCUCUUCUGGGUUUCUUUCAUUUUCAGAAUCUCAUUAUCACCUCACUGUGAUUAUCUUCUAAUUCCAAAUUGGUGUUUGGUUGCUGAGAAACUCCAAGAAAAAAAAAAUACAGCUUUUCCGUGUAUUGAUGAUCCUCUGUUCACUCAGAAAACUUUUCUCUUUUGUGUGUAGAGUCUAGUACCUCAGACUGCAUGACCCACUUCUGAAUUUUCUUUGUUUUCGUCGUCCUUCGUUAGAAAAGCUAUAAAAGACAAGAUUUUUUAAUCUGGAUCUUGUCUUCUUCUUUUUUUCCUUACUCAUACCAUAUUUUGCUUCAUUUUUUUUUUUUUUUACUUUGUUGAGACUUGAGAGUGUUGGAAAAUGUUGGGGACUGCUCUGCAAUUUGGUUGUGUUCGUGGUGAUGAUCGGUUUUACAUUCCGGUGAAGGCAAGGAAGAACCAGAACCAGCGUAAACCGGUUCAGAGAGAGAAGGGUGUUGGUGAAACUGAGAGAACUGAUUCAGUUUCAAAGAGGGAACUUGUUGCUUCUGAGAAUGGGAAUUCCAAUGAGUCUUCAUACUCGUUGAAGAAACCAUCUUCUUGCCCUUCUGUAGAGCCUGCUAGUAACAUUGAUAGGUUUCUGGAAUCCACAACUCCUUUAGUCACAGCUCAAUAUUUGGCCAAGACAACAAUGAGAGGUUGGAAGACUUGUGAUGUGGAGUAUCAAUCUUACUUUGCUCUUGAUGAUCUCUGGGAAUCGUUUAAGGAGUGGAGUGCGUAUGGAGCAGGAGUCCCUUUGGUACUUGAUCAAAGACAAUCUGUUGUGCAAUAUUAUGUUCCGUAUUUGUCGGCUAUUCAACUAUAUGGUCAAUCAGAUAAGAAGUCAAAUGCUAAGCCAAGGUACACCAGUGAAGAUAGUGACGGUGAUUACUGCCGAGAUUCAAGCAGCGAUGGAAGCAGUGACAGUGAAUUUGGAAAAAGGACUGAACUUUUUACAGCACAAAGAAAUAGUCACUAUCAUACAGGUGAUGCUUCGUUUCAAAUGAGCAGGCUAUCUGUACAUGAUCACAAUACAAUGCAAGAGGGAUUUUCUAGUGACGAUAGUGAAACUGGGAAUCCUAAAGAUCUUCUUUUUGAGUAUUUUGAUCAUGAUCCUCCUUAUAGCCGUGAACCUUUGUCUGACAAGAUACUUGAUCUUGCACGCGACUAUCCUAGCCUCAAGUCUCUAAGAAGUUGUGAUUUAUUACCGGCCAGUUGGAUGUGUGUAGCAUGGUAUCCUAUAUAUCGAAUACCCACCGGUCCAACAUUAAAAGAUUUAGAUGCCUGCUUUCUUACAUACCAUACACUCCAUACACCCUUGACAGGAAAUGGAGGUACUCAGGCCCCAAUUUUGGUUUAUCCAAAUGACAUUGAUGGCGGUGUGCCAAAGAUUUCCUUACCAACUUUUGCAAUGGCUUCCUAUAAGUUAAAGGGAUCUAUUUGGACACAAAAUGGAGUUAGUGAGAGUCAAGUAGUAAAUUCUCUCUUGCAGGCUGCAGAUAACUGGUUAAGGCUGCUUCAGGUGAAUCACCCUGAUUAUCAGUUCUUCGUAUCGCAUGGCACAUACAACAGGUGAAUCAAAUGAGAUGCCUUAAAUUUCUGUGUUCAUUGCUCUUUGCAAACUUGGUAUGGUCCUUCUAUCCAUCAAUCCAUCCAUAGAGACUGAUGAUGGAGUUGGGAUUUCUAAUGUGGAUUCUUGUUACUCAUUGCAUAAGCAGCACAAAAGAUGAGCUUGUCUCAAGUGAAGAAUGAAAUAGAGAUUGCUAAAGUAAAAAAAAAACAGAAAAAAAAAAGAUUGCUAAAGUGAAAAUUAAAAGAAAGAAAAGAGGUUUUGUAUGGAGAAAAACGGUCAAUAAGUGGAAGACCCUAAUGGAAAGGGAGUAAAAGCUAAAAUACAGCAAAAAAGGUUCACAGGGAAAGAAUAUAUGUGGGAUUAAGCUAGAUGGUCCCAGACUUUUUCAGCUAAAAUAAUGGUUGAGUUUUUAGACUUAAAUAUUUACUUGUAGUCGUGUUGUGAUUUUAGAAAAAAAAAUAAAAAUGGAAUGUGUAGAUUUUUCUGUGUAACAAGGUACAAUGUUGGCUCUAAGUCAGUGUAUCUGAUGAACACCUUGUUACUUGGUGAGAGGAAAUUAGAUGCUACUGUACAAUAUUCUACUACUUCAAAGUAAGUGUUGUGCCUAAAAUGGUAUUGUUUGGAAGAGUA
Molecule: messenger RNA, 2455 nt
Organism: Glycine soja
Lineage: Eukaryota; Viridiplantae; Streptophyta; Magnoliopsida; Fabales; Fabaceae
Exons: 6
Coding region: 596-1828 (410 amino acids)
Source: RefSeq, a predicted model, not a curated record